Monopterus albus (swamp eel) is the source of this 867-nucleotide messenger RNA. RefSeq names its product trace amine-associated receptor 1-like. The record is from RefSeq and is a predicted model, not a curated record. Gene Ontology annotation, cellular component: membrane. Gene Ontology annotation, molecular function: trace-amine receptor activity. NCBI's taxonomy places the organism in Eukaryota, Metazoa, Chordata, Actinopteri, Synbranchiformes, Synbranchidae. The transcript has 5 exons. The annotation marks the transcript as partial. Gene Ontology annotation, biological process: G protein-coupled receptor signaling pathway.
AUGGUCAUUUAUAUUGUGUUUUCCUCCAUCUCUCUGCUGACUGCAUCUCUCAAUUUGCUGGUCAUCAUCUCCAUCUCCCACUUCAGGCAGCUCCACACUCCCACCAACCUCCUCGUCCUCUCUCUGGCUGUUGCUGACUUCCUCGUUGGCCUCCCUGUGAUACCUUUUCAUAUCUUCUUAACAGAACCCUGCUGGUUCCUGGGUGACCUGGUGUGUGUUCUGUUUUAUGUCUUAGCCUGUAUCACUGUCAAUGCCUCAGUAGUAAAUGUGGUUCUCAUAUCAGUCGACCGUUAUGUGGCUAUUUGUGACCCUCUGCACUACCCCACCAAAAUCACUCAAAAGAAAGUUCAAGUCUUUGUUCUCAUGUGUUGGAUUUAUGCUGUUUUCUACAGCUUUCUGCUUUUUUAUGAUAACCUGGAACAACCAGGCAGGUAUAACUCCUGCUAUGGAGAAUGUAAGAAAUCAGAGAUGAAAGCAGCCAGGACUCUUGGUGUCCUUGUUGCUGUGUUUCUCAUGUGUUACUCUCCAGCUUAUUGUCUCACUCUCUCUGGCUAUGACAUGAUGGGUUCUUCAAGUAAGGAUUUUGUGUUUUUUAUAACAUACCUUAACUCCUGUCUAAACCCUGUGAUCUACGCCUUUUUCUACCCCUGGUUUAGAAAAUCAGUUAAACUCAUUGUUACACUUGAGAUACUGCAGCCUCUGCUGCUAGAGGAUCGAAAAAGCGGAGAGGGUGAACCAGUGGAUACCGGCAAAGCCCACGCGAGCACCACGUACGAAAGCCUGUCCCCUGACCGAAAGAGAGCGGCUGUCCAUGAACGAUUGGAUGGACAAGCUGAUUCGAACUGGCUAUACUCUGCAAUUCUGCAG